AUCGAUGGCUUUCCACAUAUGACGAUGAUCGUCAGUUGGUGACAGACAUUGAAGUAAGUCACGAGCACUCGCUGACUGGCAGGGACUUCCAAGCAGACGCUUCGGAAUCAUUCGAUGUGGACCAUGACCCAGACAGCAAAUACCCCACUGUCAAAUGCAAGGUAUAUGUUGUGCAGCUAUGGGACUGUGGAUAUGUAGUGGUAUAA
Messenger RNA from Sphaeroforma arctica JP610, 206 nucleotides. RefSeq lists its product as hypothetical. The transcript has a single exon. The annotation marks the transcript as partial. The record is from RefSeq and is a predicted model, not a curated record. NCBI's taxonomy places the organism in Eukaryota, Ichthyosporea, Ichthyophonida.